Closterium sp. NIES-65 is the source of this 1935-nucleotide messenger RNA. Lineage: Eukaryota; Viridiplantae; Streptophyta; Zygnematophyceae; Desmidiales; Closteriaceae. The record is from the annotation of a GenBank genome assembly.
AUGGUCAAGCUGUUUUCGAGAAAGAUCGACCAGCUGGCGGAGGGAGCAGGUGUGGGAGGGGGUGCCGACCACGAGGGAGGAGGCGAGAAGACGGGACGCGUCGUGAUUGAGUACAGCGUCGAGGAGGAGGAGGAGAUCGAGGAGGAUACAUCGAGGCAGGCUCAGCACGGGGCGAGCGACCCGGGCGGCGAUGCGAACCAGGACGAGGACUCGAGCUCGGGAACGAGCUCCGGCUCGAGCUCGAGCGAUGAGUCGGCCGAGGACGACGGCGAGGGCGCCGGACAUAGAACGGAGCGUACGGGGGAGCACGGAGUGGCGCUCGGGGAGCGGGUGGACGAGCGAGUAGAGCUUAUCGAGCAGCAGGUGACAGGGGAAACUAAGGCUGUCGAGGAGCAGGAGGGCGGAGCGGCUGCUCAGGAGGGUGGGGUCGGAUGGCAGCGGCAGGUGGUGGGCGAGGCGGCUGCGCAGGAGGGCGGGGCAGGAGGGCAGCAGCAGGAGGGCGUGGCGGCUGCGAGCCUGUUGGAAGGGGCGCGGGCGAAGAUCGACGAGAUGAGCGGGAAGAUCAUCGAGGGGGUGGCAGCCGCCAUCACAAAAGCGAGCGAAGACGCCGUCGAGAAGCAGCUCAAGCAGGUCGAGGAGCGGCUGGUUGCUGCGGUGCUGAAGGGUUUCGAGAAAGCCAUCAUGGAGGACAUGUUCUGCUCCACCCUCCCACCCGAGACCAUGAAGGAGCUGAAGGACAUUGUGAGGGAAGGCUACCAUGAAGCCGAAGCAGGGAGGUUGGAAGUCCUCACCGAAGCGAUGGCGAGAGGUUUUCAGCGCUCGGCGGGCCCGUCGACGAGGUCGCGUCAGGAGGGUGUGGGAGGGGUUCGCAGCGGGGCUGAGCCUCGUGGUCACGAGCGGUCGGUUCCUCCGUCUUCUUCGGUGGGAGGACAUGUCGGCAGCCCGGUUGGAUCCCCACCGGCGCGUGGCCGUCAUCCCGUCGCCAAGCCCGUCAAGGAAGUCAUCGUACUCGACCAGUCGCCUCGCCCGAAGACCUCCGUAGCGGCUCCGAUCGAUCCACCUGAUGCGUUUGCUUCGAUGCGGGACAUGCUGCAAGGCAUGGGGAAAACGGGUGGGAAAGGAGUGGUCGCGGGGGAGAAAAGUGGUGCCCCGAACGAGCACGUCGCCUCGACCGGGAACAGAGCUCUAGGAAUGCGAGGUGCCUCUACCCCGUCAGGCGGCGGUGCGGGGAAAGGAGCGGGAGAAGCAAGAGCUGGGUUGCUGUCGAAGACUAAAGCGGCAUCAGCUGCGCAAGGCGGUGGUGCUGGCCUUGCUGUCAGGCUUGUGGGAAAUUGGGCGUCUUCCUCGACCCCUCCAGUUGCGCCUGUCGCCGCUACUCCGUCCCUAGGCAACGUUUGUCUUAGCGAUCCGGGCUCCCCUUCAACGUCGAAGAAGAAGCCGGCUGCGACGAAGUCGUCGAAGCGCGCUGCACACGCGACAGAGAGCCUUGACGUGGUGGAGCUGGCCAGCGUCCCUGGUCAGGCGCCUGUCGAGAAGACCUCUAUUGACGUUGCUGCUCGACAGGAAAAGGCGAAGAAGGCCAGGGUCACGGGUCACACCCCACCUCCUCGACCGGACGACCAAGGCAAGACGAGAGGCUGCAAACGUCCGUUCAAAGGACCGGGUUUUGGGUUGCGGAAGGGGAAGCCGGUUUCCGAGCAGACCGUCGGCGGGAGGAAGCGGUUCCUUGGCACUUUUGAAACAGAGAAGGACCAGAAGUUCUGUACGGCCGUCUGCUGGCGCGUGUACUUCCCCGACGUUGUCCUUUCGGAGUACGAAGGGUACACGGCGCAGGAUGAAGAGGACUGGAAGGUCUACCUCGAUGCGGCCGCAGAAAUGCCAACCGGCGUUUGGAGCGUGGCGCAAGAACAAGGGGAAUGUCGUUUCGACGAGUAA